AUGCAGCCUCUCCUCUGUCUUCUCACUCUCGCCUCUUUGGCCAUGGCCUUCGACCAGUCGGCCAGGCAGAGUAAGCGCCAACUUAGUGGGAGAGUCCGCAGCACGGCCAACGAGUUCAAGGAUGACGGUUGCAACGACAUCAUCUUUGUCUGGGCUCGUGGCUCUACCGAGAUUGGUAAUAUGGGAACGAUCGUCGGUCCCGAUGUCGCCAACAACCUCAAGGACGCAUUUCCAGGCCAGGUAGCUGUGCAGGGGGUUGACUAUGCUGCUCUUCUCUCAACCAACUUCGUCCCCGGUGGUGCUGACCCUGUCGGCAUCCGCGAGAUGGAAUCUAUUCUCAGCGAUGCUAUGAGCCAAUGCCCUGACUCCGUGAUUGUCACUGGCGGUUAUUCCCAGGGCGCAGCCGUCAACCAUCGUGUCAUCGAGGAUCUCCCUCAAGACCAACAGGAUCGAAUCGCUGGUGUCAUCAUGUUCGGCGACACCCAGAAUCGCGCCGAUGGGGGCCAGAUUCCCAACUUCGACCAAGCCAAGACAGAGAUUAUCUGUGCCUCGGCACCCCGUGACACUGUAUGCGAUGGUAUCCUCACUUCCGCUGUUCUACCGCCUCAUCUUUCCUACGGCCGCAAUGCUAAAGAGGGUGCCGAUUUCCUUAUUGGUCAGGUUAGGGGCGUCUUGGGUGCUGGAGCAAAGUAA
This is a messenger RNA of Fusarium pseudograminearum CS3096, 693 nucleotides long. RefSeq lists its product as uncharacterized. The coding region runs from base 1 to 693 and encodes 230 amino acids. NCBI's taxonomy places the organism in Eukaryota, Fungi, Ascomycota, Sordariomycetes, Hypocreales, Nectriaceae. Gene Ontology annotation, cellular component: extracellular region. The transcript has 3 exons. Gene Ontology annotation, molecular function: cutinase activity. The record is from RefSeq and is a predicted model, not a curated record. Gene Ontology annotation, biological process: carbohydrate catabolic process.